Molecule: messenger RNA, 2394 nt
Organism: Saccostrea echinata
Lineage: Eukaryota; Metazoa; Mollusca; Bivalvia; Ostreida; Ostreidae
Product: elastin-like
Exons: 4
Coding region: 1-2298 (765 amino acids)
Source: RefSeq, a predicted model, not a curated record
AUGACGUCCUAUCCCGUGUGUUUAAUAGCAAUUCUAGCAAUAACAGGUGCCCAGGUGGCUGCAUAUGGACGGGGCAGAAACCAGAUGCCUGGCGCAAUGCCUGGUAGUGGUAUGUCGGGGAAUGGCGCUGCAGGUAAUAGAAUGCCAGGUGGAAACAUGAUGCCAUUAGGAAAUAUGCCCAUUGGCAUGAUGGGUAGUGCUGGAUCAAUGAUGCCAGGAAAUAACGGUGCUUCUGGCACAAUGAUGCCAGGUUCGAUGAUACCAGCCCCCGAACCAUCACAUCCGGGAGCUAUGCCCAUGAUACCAGGAGCUAUGCCCAUGAUACCAGGAGCUAUGCCCAUGAUACCAGGAGCUAUGCCCAUGACACCAGGAGCUAUGCCGGGAACUAUGCCAGGAUCAAUGAUCCCAGCCCCUGAACCAUCACAACCUGGAGCCAUGCCCAUGAUGACACCAGGAGCUAUGCCGGGAACUAUGCCAGAAUCAAUGAUCCCAGCCCCUGAACCAUCUCAACCUGGAGCCAUGCCAAUGAUGACACCAGGAGCUAUGCCAGGAAUGAUGCCAGGAUCAAUGGUCCCAGCCCCAGCACAAGGAAUGAUGCCAAAUGCCAUGAUGCAAGCACCGUCCUCUGGUGCUAUGUCAGGAACAAUGAUGCAAGCACCUGGGGCUCCCUCUGGAAUGAUGCCUGGUGGUAUUGCACCAGCACCUGAGCCAGCAUCGGGAAUGAUUCCCGGCGCCAUGAUGUCAGGACCUUCAUCUCCUGGUGCGAUUCCAGGAACAAUGAUGACAGCACCUGGAGCUUUCCCCGGAACAAUGCCUGGAAAUAUGAGUCCAGCUCCUGAACCAGCACCCGGAAUGAUGCAAGGACCAAUGAUGCCAUCAGCAUCAUCCCCAUCUGCAAUGAUGCCUGGUAUGGUGAUGCAAGCACCUGGAAUGACACCAACAUCUAUGAUGCCAGCCCCUGAACCAGCAUCUGGAAUGACACCAGGUGCUAUGAUGUCAUCUGCUCCAGCAACAAGUUCUGGUACUAUGGGACAACCUGCACCGUCUGGAUCUAUGCCAGGUGCUAUGAUUCCAGCUCCCGAACCUGCUCCGAUGAUGCCUGGAGCCAUGGGAUCUGCACAGAGUGGAAUGUCUGGAAGUAUGAUGAAUGGCAUGAAUGGAGGCAUGAUGCCAGGUGGAGGAAUGAUGAUGCCAGGAGGAGGAAUGAUGAUGCCAGGAGGAGGAAUAAUGAUGCCAGGUGGAGGAAUGAUGCAGGGUAAGGGAAUAGGACAAAGUGGAGCAGGAAUGAUGCAAGGAGGAGGAAUGAUGUCACCUGCUGAAAGCAUGGCGAUGCCAUCUGCAGGAAAUAUGGGCGCUGGUAUGGGAAUGGGUAUGGGUGGAAAUAUGGGAGGUGAAGCAUCGAUGCCAUCUCCACCUCAACCACCAGAGCCCGCUCAGCCUGCAGAAAUUGAAGGCAGUGAAGUAGAAGGUGUUGCAGCUGGUGGAGCUGCUGGUGGGGCAGGUGGAGCUGGACCUAAGAUGAUGGUUAUGGUAGGAGGAGGUGCAGGGGGUUCAAUGAUGUCCUCUGGAGGAAAAGGCGCUGGUGACAUGAUGGUCAUGACCCCAGGCAUGGGUAGUGGCAUGAAUGGUAUGGGACAAAACAUGGGAGGGACAGGUGGUAUGGGUAUUGGGCCCGGAACGGGGGGAAUGUCACCUAUUAAUAUGGGUAUGAUCAUGGCAGCUGCUUCCAUGAUGAAAAGAAUGAAUGCAGGACGUCAAGGCUCAAUGACGAUGCCAAUGAUUAUGCGCCCCCCAAAUAUGAUGAUGCCAUCUAUGAAUAUGAUUCCAAAUAUAAUGUCAACUCCUAAGACUAUGAUGAUGCCCUCUGGCAUGGGGCCAGGAAUGGGUGGAAUGAUGGGACCCGAAAUGGAAGGAAUGAUGGGAUCUGGAAUGGGAGGAAUGAUGGGAUCCAAAAUGGGAGGAAUGAUGGGACCAGCUAUGGGAGGCAUGAUGGGGCCCGAAAUGGAAGGAAUGAUGGGAUCUGGAAUGGGAGGAAUGAUGGGAUCCAAAAUGGGAGGAAUGAUGGGACCAGCUAUGGGAGGCAUGAUGGGACCCGAAAUGGAAGGAAUGAUGGGAUCUGGAAUGAGUGGAAUGAUGGGAUCCAAAAUGGGAGGAAUGAUGGGAUCUGGCAUGGGAGGCAUGAUGGGAUCUGGAAUGAAUGGAAUGAUGGGAUCUGGAAUGGGCGGAAUGAUGGGAUCUGGAAUGGGCGGAAUGAUGGGCGGUGGAAAGAAAGCAGGUCCAUCAAUGAAAUAUUGGUAAUAAAAGCACUCACAAAUCCAAGCCAAGAAGACAAUGAAAAUUGUAUAUUAUUAUUUUUCAACUAAAACACAAUAAAUGCUACACAAUCUCUUUAUA